AUGCCGUCAGACAAAGUCAAGGUCCAGGCGAAGGCCAAUCGAUUGGCACCAGCCGCGUUCCCAGAGUUCCGCUGGAGCCCGCUGUUCCCGCGGCAUCUGGCACCGCGCAGCGACACCGUCGUCGCGAAGGAUGUCGCCGACGAUUCGGAGCAAACGAUCGUCCAAAAGGAAAACCUCUACCCUAACAUCGACGUGUCCGUAUGGCUGCGCUCCUGCUCUGAAGAGGUGCUACGACCUGUGGAGGGUGUCUCCUCUGGCACUAUUCCAAAAUGGCUGAAUGGCUCACUGCUCCGAAAUGGACCUGGUAGUCUCAAAGUUGGCAAUAUGACAUUCGAUCAUCUUUUCGAUAGUUCAGCUCUUCUGCACAGGUUCGCCAUAGCUGACGGUCGCGCUACGUACCAGAACCGCUUCCUGCAAUCGCAGACCUUCCGGCGCAACGCAGCAGCGCGACGCAUCGUCGUCACAGAGUUCGGCACCCGCGCGGUGCCCGACCCCUGCCAGAGCAUCUUCCAGAGGUAA
Gryllus bimaculatus (two-spotted cricket) is the source of this 519-nucleotide messenger RNA. The record is from the annotation of a GenBank genome assembly. Lineage: Eukaryota; Metazoa; Arthropoda; Insecta; Orthoptera; Gryllidae.